This is a messenger RNA of Oncorhynchus nerka (sockeye salmon), 1648 nucleotides long. RefSeq names its product very-long-chain 3-oxoacyl-CoA reductase-B-like. Lineage: Eukaryota; Metazoa; Chordata; Actinopteri; Salmoniformes; Salmonidae. Gene Ontology annotation, cellular component: endoplasmic reticulum. The record is from RefSeq and is a predicted model, not a curated record. The transcript is spliced from 11 exons. Gene Ontology annotation, molecular function: oxidoreductase activity. The coding region runs from base 104 to 1090 and encodes 328 amino acids.
CGUUUUAUGUCUAAGUAAGCAUGUUCAUUUCUACUAUAAAACCAGCCAAAGUUAAUAUUUUUGAAGAACUGUCUGCUGAAGUGUGAGUGAAAUUUGCCCAGACAUGGAUACUGUAUCAGACUCGAUGCUUGUGAGGGGAUUGGUGUUCAUAGGUGGCUUCACAGUGCUGUAUUACAUGCUCAAAUGGUCCUGGAUUUGCUGGUGUGGAUUCAGAGUAUAUGUGCUGUCAAAAGUUUGGCAAACUGAUUUAAAGGCAUAUGGACAAUGGGCAGUUGUCACAGGGGCUACCGCAGGGAUUGGCAAAGCUUAUGCAAAUGAGUUGGCCAGAAGAGGUCUGGACAUUGUACUGGUCAGCCGGUCAAAAGAUAAACUCCACAUUGUCGCCAAGGAGAUUGAGAGCCAACAUGGACGCCAGACCCAGAUCAUCCAGACAGACUUCACAGAGGGCCAUGACAUCUACCCUGCUAUAGCUGAGGCACUACGGGACCUGGACAUAGGCAUCCUGGUUAACAAUGUAGGCAUAAACUAUUCUGACAAGUUGGUACAUUUCCUGGACAUUCCCAACCCUGAGCAGAGAAUCACCCAUGUGAUCAACUGUAACAUCCUCUCUGUCACCCAGAUGACCAGACUGGUUCUCCCACGCAUGGUUUCAAGAGGGAACGGUCUGAUCAUCAACAUGUCUUCAGAGGCAGGUGCUCAACCACAACCCAUGCUGUCUCUCUACUCCGCCACCAAGAUUUUUGUGACAUAUUUUUCCAGAUCUCUGAAUUCAGAGUACAAGUCACAGGGAAUAACAGUUCAGUGUGUAGCUCCCUUUAUGGUGUCCACUAACAUGACCCACAACUUGCCCCCCAACCUGUUGUUGAAGAGUGCAAGUGCUUUUGCCCGUGAAGCUCUGAACACAGUGGGUCACUCUAGCUACACCAGCGGCUGUGUCUCUCACGCUCUUCAAAACAUUGCUCUGUCCAUUUUCUUCCCUGAUUGGCUACGCCUUUCAUCCUACUGUGUGAAGCAGACAGAGAAAUUUGCACAGAGCAUGGAGAAGAAAAUUGAUGAAAUGACAGAACUUUCGGCAAGCAAAGAGGACUAAGGAGUGCAAAGGAGGUUGCUACUGAAACGUUGGUGGUGCUUUAAAGAGGUCAUAUUGGAAAUUGAUAUGAGAAGUUUUACUUCAUAUGUAGAGAACUAAUUAAUCAAUGUUACUGUUUGUGCAUUGACUGCCAUUGAAAGGUAUUGGUAAUAGGAAAGAGAUUGUGUAAUGUUGAUGUGAUGUAAACAAGCUGACCCCAAAUCCAUCAUGAACUAUAUAGCCUGAGUGCAGCAGAGUAUGAUCUGUGGGAGACUCUCAAACAGGCUUCUACAGUACAUAUAUUAGCUAUAUACUUAUUAGGGAUAUAGACUACAACAUUAUAACUGAAUGCUUGAACAUAUGCAUGUUCUGGUUGAUUUGGACUUUUAACAGAGUACAAUUUUUGGUAUCAAACGUCACAUUUUUCUCAAUUUUCUUAGAAAUAAAUAGAAAGACAAUUACUUUUGUUUAUUUUAUUGCCUUUUGCCAACCCAUUCACAAAUGACUGUCAAAUUGUUGUUACUGAGUAACAUAUGUGUAAAGGAAACAGUAUGUUAUAAAAACGCAUGUUUAAUGUAA